CUGACGCAAGUCCUCCUGUAUCUCGUCAUCAUCAUGAAGACAGAAGCACGUAGAUCAGAGCAGUUCAGUGCGCAUGCUUUCCCUCAGAUACUAUUUUAACUAAUUCACACUUAGCCAAGAUGGCGGAUUCCGACUCUUGGGACGCUGACAACUUCGAGACAAAUGAGCCGAUCAGAAGUGCCGUCGUGCGGCUGGAUAGGUGGGAAGGCGAGGACGAGGAGGAAGACGUGAAGGAUAACUGGGAUGAUGAGGAGGAGGAGAAGGAGGAAAAUCAGAAAAAAGCAGAGGUGAAAGACCCUGAGAAGAAAAAAAUAAGCUCUAAAAUAAAAGUGAAAGAAGUUACGCAACAGAAAAAUCAAGAAGAGUUGAAAAAUAAGUUACAGGAAACACAGAUAAGUGAGAAACUGUCACCAGAGGAGCAGCAAGCAGAGAAGCUUCGACAGAAGAAGCUGCAGGAGGAGGCAGACCUGGAAUUGGCCCGUGAGGCUUUCAGUGUUGAUCCUGCUGCUGCAAAUGCCUCUACUACUGUUAUUACCACAAACAAUGUCUCUGGAAUUGAAGCCAUGUGCCCCUCAUCCAAAGAAGAUUUUGUUGCAUUUGAAAAAUUACUGAAAGAGAAGAUAACACAGUUUGAAAACUCAGUGCAUUAUUCCAGCUUUUUGGAGUCACUGUUUCGAGAGCUUUGCAUUUCAUUGGAAGUAGAUGACCUGAAGAAAAUAAGUAAUUCUUUGUCUGUUCUACUCACUGAAAAACAAAGGCAAGAAAAGGAAAAGAAGGCAAAUAAGAAAAAGAAGAAAGGUGUGCUCCCUGGUGGUGGUUUUAAAGCAAACAUGAAAGAUGACUUUGAUUUUGGUGACUUUGAUGGCGGGUUCGGAAAUGACUAUGAUGACUUCAUGUGACAAAGGCUGAUCAUCCCCCUUCCAAUUCCCUCCAAAUCACCCCUGUAGACAUGCAGCCAUACCUUUCAUGCUACACAGUGCCAUCUUUGGGUAAACUGAGCAACCUGUCAACCCUUUACUUGAUUUCAGUGGUGACCUACUCUUCAUGAAGCUGCUAUCAUGCCAUUGGCCCCAGGUGACAAAAGGGCAAGGCAAAUUUAUUCAGAUGGCCUUGAAAUAUUUUUUUAUUACCAAAACAGACUGUAUUGUGUGGGACAUCUUUUGUGGAGUUGUCUACUCUGAUUGAAACAAGAAUUUCAAUGCCUUACUGAGAACUUUGUAGAACAUAUCUUUUUUGCUUUUAUUAAAAGUGACUUCUGUUUUAAAAGCUGUGCAAUUUCAGUUACGCAAUUAAAUGUGAUGCUCUAUGCAAACUAAUAUCUUCACAAGAAUGUCCUUUUUGAAAGUAUGGUUGUACUUUUCUUACAGAUUUCUCAACAAGUACAAACAGUAUCACAGCCUUUCCAAAUGUAAACCCGAUACAUUUAAUUAAGUUUUUAAAGAAUGAAGGUUUGUCGGUGCUUUUAGAGUCAACACUACAUCAUUAACAGGUGGCACACUGAAUAAAUGAAGGGAUGAAAAACUUUUGAAAUGAAAGUAAAACAAAACUGAAAUCAAGCAUCAUCUUUAAUUUGUAGAACUUGACAGUGUCAUCAUUUAAAAGCAACAAAUAUCAAUUGAAUUAUGCUUUAUUGGAGGUUUUUUUUGUUUUGCUUUUCCUACAGAGGGUUUUUUUUUAUUCAGUAUUGCUGCACACUUGAUCAGUUGAUUUAAGAUUCUCGGAAUUGCCUAUCAUGUAAAAUAUGGUAACACUUAAGAGUCUAUACAUUUACAUUUGUAAAUGCACUGGGUAUCAUGAACAAUGAACACAUUUUGACUGCAUUUAGUAAUCUUGGUUAAUGUUAAUAUAUAAAUACACUAUUGGUCAUAGUUUGUUCGUGAUAGUGUACAGUAUUGCAUUAGUCAAUGUUAAAGGGUUAGUUCACCCAAAAAUCAUUUACUCACCCUCAUGCCAUCCCAGAUGUGCAUUAAUGACUUCUGCUUAUCACAAACAGAGUUUUUAGAAGAAUAUCAGCCUAAAAUUAAUCCAUACAUCUCCAGUGGUUUAAUCAAUGAUUUCUGAAGCGCUCCAGUUGAUUUUGGGUAAAUAAUUUUCCACUGUGCAUCUUGACAGCAGUCGAUUACACAUACUAGUGUUUGACGCAUGCACAGAAUGGUAGCUAAAGGAAGCACAAGCUUGAAAUCACGAUCACCAAGGAGACCGCUGUACAGUGAAAAAGGAGUUACAUUUUGGUCUGUUCUCACCCAAAACCAACUGGAUUGCUUUUGAAGACAUUGAUUAAACCACUGUUGUCUGAUGGAUUAUGCUGACUAUGCCUGCAUCCGAAAACUGGAAAAUGCUCCCUUUGGAGGCUGUAUACGGGGGAAAAAAUGGUGAUUUUCAAACUUUUGCAAGACCAGUUUCCUAAAAGUUCCAUCAAUUCAUAAACGCUGUCGGUUAAGCCAUUAACUGAUUAGGCAGCAAGUCAGCUGCCUACGUUUUCGGAUGCAGCCGGCAUCUGCUUUUUGGGCUUCAAAAGUCUGAUCACCAUUCACUUGCAUUGAAUGGACUUACAGAGCUGAGAUAUUCUUCAAAAAAAUUUCUUUUUGUGUUCUGCAGAAGAAAGUAGAUAUCUUGGAUUAGAGUAAAUCAUGAGAGAAUAAAUUUUUUUGGAUGACUGCAUUUUAUGUUAAGAAUUGAUUAGUAAGCAUAUGUAGUAUAUAAUUAAUAAAUGCUUUAAAAGCUUUGUUUAUUGUUAAUUCAUUGUAACUCGCUUUAAUCAUUGUGAAGUGUUACCAAAAGUAUGUUCGCUCUUGAUGGUAGAUUUGAAUGAUUACUUGCUAAAGUAACAGAUAGACGGGGCUUGUUUAGUUUGACCUUUUAUAUCUUUACAAUAACUUCUACAGGCAUGCAUGUAGUAAAAUUAAAUUUAAGCUUAUUUGCUAAGCAGCAAAAAUAUUCAUAAAAAUAUUUUUUCUAAACUUUGGAGAGAAUUUUCUCACAAAAUCAUUAAAAUUGAAAAUUCAUAAUACUAAUAUACUUAUUGUAAUUAUUAUAAUAAUAAGACUCAAAGGCAGUGUUGUUUUUUAAGAUUCAAAUUUUUAGAGUUUGGACAACUUCAGAGUUUUUCAAAUUUGUGAAUGAUAAAUGGCACCAAAUGGUUUGGUUGGGUGGAAGAGGGUUGUUUAACUGCUUUGUCUUUAGUACUCUGAAGAAUGCAAUAAAUAUUCUAUAUAUACAAUUUCAAGUAAUAAAAUAUUUGCCACAGUACAAGUGAAUAAAAAUGCAUAAAAUAUAACUUCCAUGAAGCGCAGGUUCCUCUGGAGUUGCUAUUUCUAAAAUAGAGUACUUUUUGUAAGGUUUUUGUUAGCUUUUAAUGGGGUAAAAUUGUGAAGUUAAUUGAAAAAGUAUUGUUUUCUCCUUCCCUCUGUAUAAUUUGCUAUGAAAUUCAUGAAAUGCGUAAUAUUGUUUGCCAGUUUACAUUUUUAUCAGCCACCCUAAAUGACUGAUUCACUGGACUUUACCCCAGCCAUAUACAAGUACAUAUGUACUUUCCUCACAUCCUUCUGGCUCUGAAAUGACUUAAAUUCAGUAACUUGGAACUGAACUUGAUAAAAACUCCUAUAAGAGCAGCCCCCAUUGGAAAUGGGUCUGUUUUGUCUCAUAUAGGGUUAAGUUCUGCU
Xyrauchen texanus (razorback sucker) is the source of this 3662-nucleotide messenger RNA. It is a transcript of the gene eif3jb, whose product is annotated as eukaryotic translation initiation factor 3, subunit Jb. Gene Ontology annotation, molecular function: translation initiation factor activity. The coding region runs from base 120 to 899 and encodes 259 amino acids. NCBI's taxonomy places the organism in Eukaryota, Metazoa, Chordata, Actinopteri, Cypriniformes, Catostomidae. The record is from RefSeq and is a predicted model, not a curated record. Gene Ontology annotation, cellular component: eukaryotic translation initiation factor 3 complex; cytoplasm. The transcript has 8 exons.